AUGUUGGCACUACUCAGACCUAGAAUUUUUGGUGGGGAUUUCAAAAGAACCAUCCUGACAAAACCAAACAUUGCCAGCUCGUUGCUUAGAUCUCCCUCUCUUCAGCGUUCACAUAUACAGGUUGGAGACAAGGCUGAACUUACUAAAGCCUUCACACAGAAAGAUGUUGUUAGUUUUGCUGACUUAACUGGGGACACAAACCCACUGCAUUUGAAUGAAGACUAUGCAAAGAGAACUAGGUUUGGGAGAACAAUUGUACAUGGAGUUUUGAUCAACGGACUUAUUUCUGCAGUUAUAGGUACUAAAAUGCCUGGCUAUGGUUGUGUGUUUCUUUCUCAGGAAAUUCACUUCCCAGCUCCCUUGUACAUUGGAGAAGAAGUCUUAGCUGCAGCAGAAGUGACGAGACUGAAAAGAUCUGUUGCAUACAUUUCAGUAUCAUGUACUGUUAGGGAAAGUGAAAAGAUUGUUAUGGAAGGGAUAGUGAAAGUCAUGGUGUCAGAAGGUCAGCGCUCGUGACUGCAUGGUGCUUUAUUCUUUAGUAAAAUUCAGAAAUAUGUGGGGGGUUCACAUGUGUGAUACCUCAAACCUUGGUAAGAGGAAGCCUGCAGAAACACUUUGAAGGACACAGCUUGCUGUCAAUUUUGAGAGCUACUGUGCCUUGUAGGUGAGAGAUGUAAAACAUCACUUUUGAUGGCUUGUAAGGACACACGAAGAUCAGUAUGAUCCAUACUUACCUUACAUCUAUUACCAUCGUGUGCAACCAAGCCUAUUCUGUUUCCUAGCUCAACUGUCUGUCACCAAAAUAAACACCAUUGUUUACUGGA
Emys orbicularis (European pond turtle) is the source of this 824-nucleotide messenger RNA. RefSeq names its product hydroxyacyl-thioester dehydratase type 2 (gene HTD2). Gene Ontology annotation, molecular function: (3R)-hydroxyacyl-[acyl-carrier-protein] dehydratase activity. Gene Ontology annotation, biological process: fatty acid biosynthetic process. The record is from RefSeq and is a predicted model, not a curated record. Gene Ontology annotation, cellular component: mitochondrion. The transcript has a single exon. Lineage: Eukaryota; Metazoa; Chordata; Testudines; Emydidae. The coding region runs from base 1 to 516 and encodes 171 amino acids.